Molecule: messenger RNA, 8285 nt
Organism: Linum trigynum
Lineage: Eukaryota; Viridiplantae; Streptophyta; Magnoliopsida; Malpighiales; Linaceae
Source: the annotation of a GenBank genome assembly
AGAAUUGUUUGAAGAGGUAAAUCAAAGAGGUUACUAUAAAUCCAAUACAUGGACAGAUCCACCGCCGAAAUUGACUAAGGAGGGAUAGAGCACAAGAGAAUAACAUACCACACCGAGAAUCUAUUCGAUUCCCACAACCGCAGUGGCUCAAGAUACCUAAUCUCUUGUUUGCUCCAAUCGAUUGACUCUCAAUGGUGAGUGUUCCCCUGCCCUUACACAGGUAUAAAUAGCCCGAAGGAGGAAUCAAAUCGAGGAUUAGCUUGGAGAUAUUCUCAGGAUUUGAGAUUAUCCCCCCCCCCCCCCCAGCGGUGGUCGUUGUCAAUAAUUAUCUCCAAGAUCCCUUCUGAGGGAGACUUCUAGUUGCUGACCAACCCUAACUUUCAUCCACAAAGGGAUAGACUGCAACUCUCGUGCAGGAACUACUCGGCGAAUCAAUCGCUCCAUAAGGCCUUCCUCAACCUUGGAGUAGGAGGAUGAGUCCUGAUAAAAAACUUUCGGCCGUCGAUUGGACAUCGUCUUCAAUACGGGUCUCGCAGAAGAAACCCUACGAGGAAUCGCCUCUGCGAUUCUUUUGCCAAAGAAAGAGAGGAGAGAUGAGAGAGCGUUGGAGAGCAUUUUUUUUAUCGUGAUCCUAUAUGUGAAUGUGCAUGGUCACAUGAGUACAUGAUCAGGACUAAAUUGAUUCACAUAAACUAUAAUAACAUUUUUAAUGGGCCGCGAAUUACAGGUUUACGGUGACUUAAAGUGCUUCUCUCUCUGGGCGGACCUCUCCAAGACACUGUCAAUUUAGCAAACCUGCGAGCAAAAGACAAGAAGAAAACUAUGUUUGGCCCGAUUUUUAAAAAUGCUUUUUGUUUUCAAAAGUUGAAACAGAGUCAAAUAUCUUUAAAAUCUCGAUUUUUGAAAAGCUGAAAAUUGAUUUUCUAUAACAUAAAAGCAAAAGCUCCGAUGAGAGCUUCAACGAAAAGCUGUUUUGAAAAUAGAAGAUUAUCUUUACCAUAUUUUGAUUUUAUUUUAAAAAAUAUAAUUUUACUUCAUUAAUAUCAUUUAUAAAAAUAAAAGAAAUUAUUUAAUAUAAAAGAAAUCUAACAAAAUGCAUUUUGACUUUUUUUUAUAAUUUUAUUUAUAUUUUAUAUUAUAAAUUCUGUAUAGUCAUUUUACACAACCUUUUAUAUUAAAAAACACUUCUAAUAGUUUUUCAGCCAAACACUCAACUGCAUUUUUUGAAAACUACAUUUCUAACAGCUCUAGCCAGAAACUGUUUCUCCAAAAACUACAGCAGGGCCAAACUAGCCCGAAAACAUUUAACAGACGAGUGUUUCAACGUGGGAUUGCCAAUAUGACACUAGUCUAUGAAAUUGAUUUUUUUGUUAGGAUUUAUGCUUUAUCUAAGCUUAUAUUUUUAUGUACAAUGCUCAACAUUAUAUAUAGGUUUUCUAACACAAACCCUAACUACAUAACUUGGCCAUUUACAAUUAGAUAAACACAAUUAUACUAGCUCCCUAAUAUAAUGUACAUGCACCUGAAUAUGUUUUGUCCAAUCAUGUGAUACUUGUUUUAUGGAAAUUUUGAACGCUCGUAUUGUCUACAUAAACCACCAUGGGCACUUGACAUACCACCCCUAGCCCUUAAAACAAAAUACACCAACCUUAAUUCAGCCUUCUGAUUUCAAGACAUCAUGCAUAGUCUACAUCAAUGCAAUUAAUAUUUCAAUUGGGUUAAUCGCAACCACAACCGAACAUGAAAUAACCGAUUAACUAACCACAAUUAAUAUUUCAGUUGGGCCUUCACAACUUACAGUAGCCUCUGUAAUAAACAACUAGGUGGCGAUGACACACCUUGUUGCGGAGUGGAGAUGGUCUAUGUGCAUGUAUUAUGUUGCCCGUUACGGUGUUUUGUUAGUAUUAUUAGUCUAAAAUUAAUUUUUUGUUAGCAGUUUUGUUAGUAAUAUUGAAUUGACCAUAUGAUAUUGACUGAGAAGAGAUAUAUGGCGGUCAACAUCCAAUGUUUUUGAAAAUUUUGUCUAGUAAAUGAUAUUUACCUAAACCCGAGUAGACCCACUAAUUAUAGGUAGGGUAUGGGUGACGUAUAUAUGAGUUUGGAAAUUUGUAGUUGGGUUUGAGUAGAGUUUGAAUAUUUACUUCCAUAAUCUAAAUGUGUAUGAGUUGGGUAUGAAUACCCAUUUAUUCGAGAGUGUUUUAAUUACACAUACAAAAAUUAAACUUCUUUGUAGAGCUUUAAAAGUUUAGCUACCAAAAUGUUAUACACAAAAAAUCAACAUUUUGAGGACUUAUAUAUUUAUACUUGUGAUUAGAAUACAUAAAAUUAGUAUACUAAUUAGGGUUAGACGAAGAAGGCAAAGAAAGAAAUAAAGAAAGGGUUAUGGAAGGCGAGUGAAAAAUGAAACGAAGAGGAAGUAGAUGAUGGAAAGGUUUUGACCAAUUCUUUUAGUUGAACAUCAAUACAACAAUCAACCCUUUUCACCGUAGCAAUUUAUUGACAUUUUCUUAUGUAGAUGACACAUAUUUUGGUACAUGUAGAUAGUAGAAGUUUGUUUAGUACCCAGUAAAUGUACCAAAUGAGUUUAUAAAUUCGCUCUUCUAAUAUUUUAGCGUCGUCUCUCUUUUAUAAUUUAUUUAAUGAUUCACGUAAUGAGCAAAUAUAGAAUGUUCGUAUCUUCUCCUAUAGUUGAGUGAUACAAGAUCUUGUAUUGUAUAAAAUAAAUUUAUACUUUUAUAUUAUGGUUGAUUGGAUUCAUGGAUUGGUUCAAAAGGAUUGGUGGAUUGAAUUCAUGGAUUCAAGUGAAAUCUAAACAUUGGAUUGAUAUGUAAAUUUAUAAAAUUGUAGGUACGAAAUUAUCAUAAAAUUUCCAAAAUAUAAUUUUUCAAUGAUUUUAUAUUAAAUUAAAUUUGGGGUAUCAAAAUGUAAAAAUGCACAUUAUAGUAACUAAGUUGUGAUUUAAUUAAAUUUGCGGUAUCAAAAUGUAAAUAAUUAGUGAACAGUAACCAAACUUCACAUUCAUAUAAAUUUGGGGUAUCAAAAUGCAAAUAAUUAGUGAACCGUAACCAAACUUCACAUUUAUAUAUAUGAAUUUCUAAGUAUAAUUAAUUAUGAUUGUGAUUGAAUGAUGUAGAGUCCAAAAUCAAUGAGUAUGUGAGCUCCGAAACUCACCAUCGCGCACACUAGUAGCAAUUUGGCAUGACUAGCUAGUAUAAUAUAAACUAGUCGUUGUGGUUAACUGCUAAUCAUAUUCGGUGCGGUUGACGGAUAUGGCUUCAUUGCAAUUUGCGAUUGAUCAGAUAAUUUUGGUUCAGUUAACCACAAUUGUAUCGUUUUCCAACCCUAUAUGUCACGGUAUUCGUGAACCAUUUUUUUAUGGUUAUGGAGUUACUACUCUUUUUGAUGCCUUAUACUGGUGUAUGACCCAUGACUUUUUGAUUGUUCAUUUCGUUGAUGAUUCACAACUGGUAAUUCGCCUAUCGAUCUAGUAUCGGAUUGAACCUAUAUGGAUACCAUUUUACAUUCAUAUUUGAACAUUAUUUAACAAUUGAAAAUGUUAGUAUCAAUUGAUUCUCCGUCAAACAUUUUUGGUAGAAAAAUCAUGUUUUUCCUCUCAAGUUACUGUCCUUUUUUGUAGUAGGAGGGGACCCUUCUUCAUUGACAAAUUUCUCAAACCUAAUCCCCAUAUCCCUUAAUCGAUCUAGCUCGUGACUGCAAAUGAGCCACAAAGCACAUAAUUUGAAAAAAAUGGUCCCAGUUUUUAUCUUCUUAUUUUUUUCGUUUUGUCACGUGACAGUACCUUCUACUCCAAAGUCCAAAACAAGGUGGUACAAUUGGUUUGUCAGUUUCGCUUGUAAUGUAACAAUAUACUCUUUACUUUUGGUAAAUUUUAUGAUGAUGUUUUAGAUGUGUGAUGUUACAUGGUGGUGUCUAAUAUAUAUAAUUAUUUGAUUUUUUCAUUUGCCAUGACUCCCAACUAGCUAGUAGCUACCCGACAUAUAUACUACUAUCUCGAAGCUUUUCAUUCGUGAGUAAAGGUCAUUGUAGAGAAUGUCUAUUUUUUUUUUCUUUCUCUUUUAACUUAUUAUCGUUUUUUCCCUUCUCAAAUGCUUCGAUGGAGAUGUUUAUUUCGUUAAGAAAAUAAACUAUUUCAAUAAUAGAAUAAGGGGUUGUUUGGAACUUUUAAUUUUGAAAAUAAUAUAUUAUGAUAAUGUUUGUAUUAAAGAUUAUGUGUAUACUAAGAAUGUAUAUGGUUCUGAAAAUUCAUUGUUUGGAAUCAAUAAAAGAAUACAUGGAUUAUAGUUUAAAUGGCCUAUGGAUACUAAAUCUAAAAAAAAAAAGUAAGAUUAUGAAUACAUCUUUUUCUAUGUAUUAGGAAUACAACAUGGAUUAUAAAUACAUGCAUUCUGUUAUUACACCAAGUCAAAAAAACGUUGUAUUCUCAUUAUACAUGUAUAUGGAGAAUACAACAUUUGGAAUCGGAGGCCGGUAAUUACAUAUACGAACUACCGCGGUGGUUAGUUGACACUCUUUACGUGAUUUUGUUGGCUCUAUAGGAAGCGUAUCGCAAUUACGGUCCAGACUCUAGAUCCUCGGCUUUUCAGCACGUUUUUAUAUGAUUCACAGCCGGGCUAGAUUUGCAUUCCGACUAACCACACACACCCUGUAAUAUACGGGCUAGACAGACACGACCACAUAAAUAUAUAUCUUUUCCAAAGAGCCGGCCACGUGUACCAAAUGGGCAAAGGAGAGGUACAUACUAUAGAUUAUGGAUAUUAAGGAUGUGUUUGUUCAUCUUAGUCUUUCGCAAAAAGAAAUAUUUCUCGUAAUAAUUUGAGUUGUUGACAGAGUUCUAAUAAUGAAUUUUAUAUAAUUUACUAAUCUGUUUUCUCAAACAAUGGCCAACUCAUAUGGAAUUGAAGUGUGCACAUAUCAGAAUACAUGUGCUUAACAAAUUAAAUGCGGGUCUUCGAGAUCCGAACAUAAGAACUUUCGGGUAUAGAAGGCUCUGAUACCAUGUUAAUAACCAGUUAAUCUCAAAAAGUUGAAUUGUUGGGAGAUGUUCACUAUGAAUCACAUAUCAUUUACUAACACACCUUCUCAAACGAAAACUAUUGUAUUCAUAAUUAACAUUCUCUCAAUAAUUUGAGUUAUUGGGAUCAACUGGUUCUAAACAUGAUAUUAGAGCUAGUUUGACAAAGUGACACGUAUGUCGAAAUCUCCACGGCCUCUAAUAUUAACAAUUAAUUUAAGCAUAAUCUAUUGUAAACUUGUACAAACUUCAUUUCUAUGAGUUGGAAAGCAUUUUAACUCUCAAGCAUAUUGCUCCGCUUUCAGCUUCCUUCGUAGUCCGCACAACUGGUUCCCAAGUCGAGGCGCAUAAAAGCAAACCCAAAAGGCCAAAACAUCUAUUCCAUUCUCGAACAACUCCCUCGAGUAAAUUACUAUGUUAAACUAAUACAAAAUUAACAAAUGUAAAAUAUAACGAACGCGAAAAGUAAAAGAGACAAGGAUUUAACGUCACUUCCCCGAUAACGGGACUACUCCACGGAGAGAGCUUGACCUCUCAAUAAGGUUUCACUAGGUUAUGGCAGAAUAGAGAAUAUGUCCAAGGUUAUAGCAGCUAGCCGAAAACUGCUUAGCUAAAUACCCUUCUAUUGGUAACUUAGGGUAAAUAGCCAAAUUACAAUAUAGUACCUGAAAUAUCACUCGGUUACUAUAUACACGCCAACACUCACCCUCAAGCUGGAGCAUGAAGGUCACAAAUGCUCAGCUUGGACAAAAGCAAACAAAACUGGUCUGCGCCAAGAGCUUUGGUGAGAAUGUCGGCCAACUGAGAGGUAGUGCUGAUCUUCAGAGGGUGGAUCUCACUAGAGGCAACACGCUCGUGAACAAAGUGACAACCCAUCUCCAUGUGCUUGGUACACUCAUGGAAGACGGGGUUGGCUGCAAUAUGAAGGGCAGCCUGGUUGUCGCAAAACAGAGGCGUCGAAGCAGCUUGUGGGACACCAAGUCUUUUGAGAAGGAAACGGAGCCAGACCACCUCACUAAUGGUUCUCGCCAUGGCCCGAUAUUUGGCCUCGGCGGAGGAACGGGCAACCACACGCUACUUUUUCGUGCGCCAAGAGACGGGAGCAUACUCGAGUUGGAUGUAGUAUCCCGUGGUAGACCGACAAGUGGACUGACAGCCACCCCCCCUCCCCCCCCCCCAAUCUGCAUCACAGUAACUUGUAAGCUGCAAAGAAUUAUCAGACGGGAAGAAAAGUCCCUAACCUGGCGCAGUCUUAAGGUAACGAAGGACACGAGAUGAGCUGUAGUCAUGUGCUCCGGACAAGGGGCAUGAACAGCCUGGCUAAGAACAUUAACUACAUAGGUGCUAUCAGGUCGGGUAACGGUGAGGUAAAGAAGUCGUCCAACAAGCCGACAAUAAGCAAAAACAUCAACAAACUCAUCCGCGGUACUAGGACGAGUAAGGGAAUGGUUCUGCUCCAUGGGGAAUCGACUGGGAUGAGCACCCGUAGCACCGACAUCACGAAGAAUAUCAAAAUUAUAUUUGCGCUGUCUAAGCACAACACCCUCCGAAGAACAAGGUACCUGGUGCAUUAUAACUCCCGUGGGCCUUGGUGCCGAGUUGGGCUUAGUAAUUAGGGAAUUAUUAUUAGUUAAUUAUCAUAUUAUUGUGGCUAUUUGUAUUAGUUUAUUGUGUCUUGUUGAGUAAGUUACUGUUUACUUGUUGGGUUGCGAUUAGUUUACCUUAUUUGAGAGGGAAAGGGUUUGUAGAGUAGUUCUAUAAAUAUGUACGUUGUUCUUUGGUUUUAGUACGUCAAUGAAUAAUAAACCAGUUUAGUAGUAUUCGUAGUAAUUUAGGAGUAGAAGUAAAGUAGAUUAUUGUCUCUCGAUGCAUUAGAAGCUAUAAUGCGCCAAUUGGUAUCAGAGCCUGGUUACGAGGCGAUGAGCACCGAAUGGCUCUCCAGGGAUGACCUCAAUCAGCUAAUCCGACUGACCGAAAGCGCCCUGUCUUGUUGCGGAAGGAUUGUGACGGCCUGUGAGAGAACAACCGCAUCCGCUGCCCUCACCACCAUGUCACCGCCAGCACCCAGCUUCAGCGUACCGCUGCCGCCAUUAGCCGUUCCUCACGCCACCACCAAAGCUGAUCGGUUCCGCUCGAUCGGUCCAACCAUCACCCCAAAAGCAGCGCCGACCUUGCUGUCCACUCCAAGACCACCAGGAUGGUCAUCGCACCACCAUCGCAGCUUGUCAAAACCCUAGAACCAGACGACAAGGUUUCGAAGCCACCAGAGAGUCUCACGAUUCCGAAAAGAUUACGAAUCAAGCGAGACCCUAAGGCGGCGAACUGGAAGCUUAGGAAGAGGAGAGAACAAGCUGAUGUUGGAGUUUCGCAUGCGGUUGUCGCCGUUGAAGUCCGAGUGGAGUUGGUUUGUACAACCGAGGAAUGUAGGGAGUUUGGGGACGCAAUUGAUAGCGUAGCCGGACAACCAACUACCACAAUCACCGUGAACAGCGCCAUGGAGCCAUCUCUUUCUACCGCCAAAAUUGAAAGAAAUUUUGGGUACUUAGCUGAGCGUGAAGUUUUGGCGGACCCAACUGAAAUCCAUAGGCGUCAUACCCUCCAUCUUGCCCUGGACGCCGACGUAGUCGACUCGAAGUCUCCUCGAACUUCCAAGCCAAUAAGAUCGCUAGCUACGGAAAGCUAUGAGCAGCGGAAACAUGUAUGCAGGAUGAGAGGUGUUUCUGCGUUUCAGUUCGAUCCGGGCGGGAGCGAACUCGAUUUCGUCGCUUCAUCCAUGACCACACCACCAUCAUCGAUCGUCUCGGUCAGCACACCUAGAGUGUACAAGAAACAAGAGGAAAACUAUUUACAAUGGGGUGAGAGUCCUCCCGUGCAAGUUUUGAUCACGAGGGGUUUGAAGAAGGAAGAAAGUGAAAUUAAGGAUGAAAUCUUCCUUUUGAAGAAUGGCAUGCAGAACAUGAACAAAUUUGCUAAUGGAUAUUGGUGGGGCUCUCGUGUGCAUGGACAUGAAGUAGGUGAAAUGGUCGUUGAGGCAAUUGGGCGCACAAUUGAUGGGAUGAUUGGAUCGGAUAUGGUUUCAGGGAAGUCAAGAAUCAUAGGAGCUGCUGAUGUGGACUAUGUCCGAGUUCUGGAGCGUAAUUGGAAGUAUCGCAAGCGUGGGUGUCGUCGUCCAAGCCUCGUCAUCGUCCAUCACAAGCUACGUGGAAGCUUCUUCUUCAUUGAUCCAGGUUGAAGAUGGCGCCUGAACUUCGGG